Molecule: messenger RNA, 792 nt
Organism: Lycium ferocissimum
Lineage: Eukaryota; Viridiplantae; Streptophyta; Magnoliopsida; Solanales; Solanaceae
Exons: 3
Coding region: 1-792 (263 amino acids)
Source: RefSeq, a predicted model, not a curated record
AUGGGAUUAUGGAGAGUGUAUUUUGAGAGGAAGCUUGAGGAUUUGGCUUAUGAUUGGCUAAGACAACUUGUUAGUGAUUUUGUUCUAGCACUUUCUUGGAUAAAAUGGAAACAAAAAAUCAGAAAGUUUAUAAAAGAAGGCCUAGAAAAAAGGCAAGGUCAACGGAAGAGUUCUGCUGGAGAAGCGGAUAGGUUUCCACAAGCUCGGAAACGAGAAGAAUUGACCUCGUCGGCUCGUGGUUCAGUUAGAGAAGAUGAAAGUGUAGAAGAUGAGGAAUCAAUAGAUCAGGAAGAUAAAAGUGAAAGUGGAAAAGAAAGUGUAGAAGAUGAGGAAUCAACGCAUCAAGAAGGACAAAAUGAAAGUGGAGAAGAAAAUGCAGAAGAUGAGAAAUCAACGGAUCAACAAGAAGAAAAUGAAAGUGGAGAAGAAAGGGAAGAAGAAACAAAUCAUGUACUUUUCGAACAAAGAAAAAAAGUAUUACAUGAUGAGAAUGCUGCCCCUUCGAGAUCAAAUUUUGCUGAUGAUUCUAAUACUGAGAUUCCCGAAUGCAUCAAGUCCAUUGAUCUUACAAAAUAUAGCUUCAAGACACAUUAUUCCGCGCACGGUGAUAUUCCGGGAAAGAUUUUUGUAAAGUCACCUCUAGGAGGAAAAGCAUUUCUUGAAUUCAGAGGAGUUCUGAUAGAACAAGGUCUUUUAGAUAGGUUCAAAAAAAGUUGUUUUGGGCAUUUUAUGGAUAUUCCAAUGCAGCGAGUAAAUUUUGGAUCGCUGAUAGUUCAUGGUCUUUUACUCUGA